Molecule: messenger RNA, 1568 nt
Organism: Carica papaya (papaya)
Lineage: Eukaryota; Viridiplantae; Streptophyta; Magnoliopsida; Brassicales; Caricaceae
Gene: NUDT2
Product: nudix hydrolase homolog 2
Molecular function (GO): NADH pyrophosphatase activity; NAD binding; ADP-ribose diphosphatase activity
Source: RefSeq, a predicted model, not a curated record
UGAUGAUCGAGUCAUACGCGGCGUAGGAUGAAAUGAAAUCAGGUGGUAAAUACCCGGAAGAAGAGAUGAUUAUGUCGUCGAAAAUCAAGAAAUGAUUGAUGACAUAUAUAUAUAUAUAUAUAUAUAUUGGUAAGCUGCUCUGCAUCGCUUUCAACGCCGUUGCUGAUGUUUCCAUGAGCACAAAUAUCUCUUGUUUCUCUUCUCUGAGACCUUGAAUUUCAAGAGGGGGAUUACUGUUGGAGCAGACAAUCGAGUUUGGAGUAAACUUAAAAUGUCGAGUCUGGAGAGUUGUUUUUCUCAAGUGGAAGAGAUUAGACUAUUUCCUGGUAUCUACGAUCAUCAUGGAGGGGUAACUGUGGAGAUUACUGACCGUAUGGAGUAUGAAAUCUUUGCGUCAAUUCUUCGAGCAUCUCUUCUGCAUUGGAGGAAGCAGGGGAAAAGUGGGGUUUGGAUGAAAUUUCCAAUUGAGCUUGUAAAUCUUGUUGAAGCUGCAGUUAAGGAAGGAUUUUGGUUCCACCAUGCAGAGCCAACUUACCUUAUGCUUGCCUAUUGGAUUCCCGAAGGUGUUCAUAGUCUUCCAGCAAAUGCUUCUCACCGUGUUCGUAUUGGUGCCCUUGUCGUGAAUGAUAAGAGAGAGGUAUUAGUAGUCCAAGAAAGCAAGGGUAGAUUUCAAGGGAUUUGGAAAUUUCCCACUGGAAUUGUUAAUCAGGGUGAAGAUAUUUGUGUGGCUGCAGUGAGAGAAGUCAAGGAAGAAACAGCAAUUGACACAGAAUUUGUUAAAGUUUUAGCAUUCAGACAAAACCACAGAACGUUCUUUGAGAAGUCAGAGUUAUGCUUUAUGUGCAUGUUGCAUCCUCUUUCGUUUGACAUUCAAGAGCAGGAAUCAGAAAUAGCAGCAGCCCAGUGGAUGCCAUGGGAAGAGUACAUGGCAAAACCAUCUCUCCAAGAACAUGAUUUUUGGAAGCGCAUUGUUGCUCUAUGCUUAUCAGAGGAAGAUGGAGAUUGUUCUGUGGUUUGCAACUCGAAUGUCCCACCUGCUUCUCCUCUUAAUUUCUAUGCUUAGUAUUUUAGGUUUAUAUUUAAUUAUAUUUCUAACAGUUUCACGUGUGUUUUGCUUCGAUUUUUUUUUUCAAUUUCUAGUUUAAGUUUCCACCUCUCUACUUUGGAAUCUCUAAUCACGAGGAAUAUUGCGAUCGAACAUCUUAAAAAUUAAGAAUUGAAUUCUCAUCAUUAGAGAUUUCAAAAUAGAGAGGCGGAAACCUAAACUAGAAAUUAAAUAAAAACCAAAGCAAAACACAAGUAAAAGUGUUAGAAACAUAAUUAAAUAUAAACCUAAAGUAUAAUUUGAUGUGUUUUAAGUUACCACCAACAUCACAGUGUUUCUCAAUAAGCAAUAAGAAUUGAACAUCUUAAAAGUUAAAAGUAGAGAGGUGGAAACCUACGAUUAUGUUUUGACUGUAUUUCUAUGUAACCAUCUUGCACUUGUUCUUUAAUAAACUUAUAUACAAAUAGAUUGUGUAUAGUUUCAUAUAACUGAAAGUGAAAUUAAUGGUCUUGUUCCCAACCAA